AUGAGUUCAUCAUCAACACGUCCAAGUAAUAAUCGAACUCGUGUUAAACUUUAUACAUUAAAUGAAGAACGACAAUGGGAUGAUCGUGGUACUGGUUUUGUUACAUGUUUAUCUCCAACAACACCUAAUACAUGUUAUUCAAUUAUAGUUAAAUCAGAAAUUGAUGGUUCAACAUUACUUGAAUCAAAAAUUCAACUUCAUACAAAUUAUCAAAAACAACAAGAAACUUUAAUUGUUUGGUCCGAAGGUGAAAAAUAUGAUUUAGCAUUAAGUUUUCAAGAAAAAGCUUGUUGUGAUGAUAUAUGGGAAAAUAUCUGUGAUGUACAAGGAAAAGAUUCAUCAACAUUUUUAACGAAUGCAAAUAAUUUAACAAAUGAUUCAGCUAUAUAUGAAUCUGAUGAUGAUUGUGGUGAAUCAAAUGAAAAUUAUUUGUCAUCAACAAUAAGUUUACCAUCAGUUGAAUUAUCCCAAUUACAUGAUAUAUGUAAUUUAUUUUCACCAGAUAAAGUUCGUGAUGCAACAAGACGAGAUUUAUUAGCACGUGCAGUUGAAUCCGAAAAUUAUAUUAAAAAAUUACUUGAUUUAUUUCAUAUAUGUGAAGAUUUAGAAAAUAUUGAUUCAUUACAUCAAUUAUAUGAAAUAAUACGUUCAAUAUUUUAUUUAAAUAAAUCAACAUUAUUUGAAAUUUUAUGUAAUGAUGAAUAUAUAAUGGAUAUAGUUGGUUGUUUAGAAUAUGAACCACAAUUAACAAUAAAAACAAAACGAAAUCAUAGAGAAUUUUUAAAUAAAAAAGCAACAUUUAAAGAAGUUAUACCAAUUGGUAAUCAAGAAUUAUUAGGAAAAAUUCAUCAAACAUAUAGAAUACAAUAUAUACAAGAUGCUAUUUUACCAACACCAAGUUUAUUUGAAGAAAAUUUAUUAUCAACAAUGAAUAGUUUUUUAUUUUUUAAUAAAGUUGAAAUUGUUACAUUACUUUAUGAAGAUCCAAAAUUUCUUAGUCAAUUAUUUGCAACAUUAAAAGAUGAUAAUUUAUUAGAUGAUAAACGAAAAGAUCUUAUGUUAUUUCUUAAAGAAUUUUGUGUUUUUUCACAAACAUUACAACAACAAAAUCGAGAUAAUUUCUUUCAAAAAUUUUUUCUUAUGCUAAAUAAUAAUUUUAUAUUGAUAAAGUUUUUAACAGAUGAUUUAACCAACAACUAUAUUUCGAAAGCUUCUAUUCUAAAUCUCAAAUAG
This is a messenger RNA of Rotaria sp. Silwood2, 1233 nucleotides long. The record is from the annotation of a GenBank genome assembly. Lineage: Eukaryota; Metazoa; Rotifera; Eurotatoria; Philodinida; Philodinidae.